AUGUUUCACCAAAUUCUGAAACAUGCUAUACGACAUAAUUCAAAUUUAUCUAUAGAACCAUUGAAAAUAGCCUUUUUUGGUAGUGAUAGAUUCAGUGUUGCUAGUUUGUGUAAAUUAGACGAAUAUAGAAGAGCAAAUCCAAAUAUAAUAGAAAGUAUUCAUGUAAUUACAAGAAGAAUUAAACCGACUGGUCGAGAUUUGAAAAAUUUAAUUGAGUUACCAGUGGGUAAAUUUGCAAAUGAUUUAAAUAUUCCAAUAAUUCGGACUGAUUCAGCUCAAGAAAUUAACAAUCUUCCUAUUGAAUUUAAUUUAAUUAUUGCUGUUAGUUUUGGAAAAUUGAUACCUGGUAAAUUUAUUUUUAGAAGCAAGUAUGGGGGGUUAAAUGUACAUCCUUCUUUAUUACCUAAAUAUUCAGGAAGCUCUCCAAUACAAUAUGCAUUACUUAAUGAUGAUAAAUACACCGGUUGUACUAUUCAAACUUUGCAUCCUACUAAAUUUGAUCAAGGAGAAAUCAUUUUGCAGUCUGAAAAGAUUCCAGUACUUGAUGAUGAUAAUUACAAUAGCUUGGUUUCGAAGUUGGGUCCCAUAGGAGGUGAGUUAUUGGUUAAAGUUAUCAAAUUAAAGCUGUUUAUAAGUCAAAAAAAAUUUGAAUCGAUUGAACAGUAUUCAAUGGCCUCAAAAAUCAGUAAAACUAUGAGUGAAAUAAUAUGGGAUUCUUACCUGGCGAGGAAAAUCAAAAGAAGAUUUGAUGCAUUGGGUCCUUUAUUUUGUUUUAUUAAUGUGAAGAUAAAAAGAAAGAAAACUGUAAUUGAGGAAAAACGUCGAGUCAUUCUUUCCGAUAUUUCAGAAAUACGUGAUCCCAAGUUGAACGUACCUUUAAAAGAAGUAGGAGAGUUUACUGUGACAACUGAUGGGUUAAUAGUCAAAGCUAUAGAAGGUUACGUACGUGUUGAGAAAGUGAAAUUAGAAGCUCAAAAUGAAGAUACUCCCCAAGCAUUUAUUAAUGGUUUUACAAAAAGAGUAGGUAAAGACAUGCCUAAAUUAUUCAUUAACUAA
Messenger RNA from Insectozyma verbasci, 1056 nucleotides. Lineage: Eukaryota; Fungi; Ascomycota; Pichiomycetes; Serinales; Debaryomycetaceae. The record is from the annotation of a GenBank genome assembly.